Arachis ipaensis is the source of this 2672-nucleotide messenger RNA. RefSeq names its product protein WHAT'S THIS FACTOR 1, chloroplastic. Gene Ontology annotation, molecular function: RNA binding. The record is from RefSeq and is a predicted model, not a curated record. NCBI's taxonomy places the organism in Eukaryota, Viridiplantae, Streptophyta, Magnoliopsida, Fabales, Fabaceae.
CUUCAUUCUUAUUUUUUGGACCGGGUCAUGCUUGAUUUUAAAAAAAAACCCAGAAACCGGCGUCGUUCAAGGACCCCAUCCCAACUCUGAAGCGCUCUCACUCACUUCUCUGAACUCUGAAGAAGCCCUGACCCAACCCUAGUCAAUCUCUCACCCAAGCUCAAGCUCUCUCGGUCUCGCACUCACUGUCUCGGAGAGUCGAAGUCAAGCUCGUCCUCGCGUUCUGCGUCGUCACCGUCUCGCACUCAUUAGUCGCCUUCCCUUCGCUCGUCUUUGCCGGCGACAGAAGUAGACGGAACCAGCAUCUGGUCCCUUGGCUGGUGGUUGUUACCGUCAUCGGCCGUCAGUUGGUCCCUGUACAGAAAAGAAAGAAAAGUUGUAAGAAACAUUUCUACAAACACUUUGCAUGCAAGAGUGAGGAGUCUACUCUCACCGUCGCGGCUUUCUCUCACCGCCGCACCGCUGUACUGUCGUCACUGCUCUAUGCUACCGCCAAACAGCUAUCCUGCUGUUGUUAUCUAUUCUUCUCAGUUCUCUAUGUCGCUGCUUUAUCAAAGUGCUGAAUUUUUUAUGACUUGAGUGUGAUAUAUAAUUGUACAAGUUCCCUCAAAUGCUGAAACCUCCGAUAAACCCCUCAGUGAAGAAGCUCAUCGGAGCUUCAAUUCUUUUCCAUCGAUCGAUGACGACCAGCAAGAGGGUUCAAGACAGGAGUAAGCAGAAGAGAGUUAACGAUCUUGAGGUCGCAACCGAGAAGUGGAAGAUACUCUCCAAAAUCCUCUUCUUAAUCGAGCUUCUGAAGCAACAGCCUGAGAUGAUUAUCCCUGUUAGAUCCCUUGAAAACUACCGUAAGCAGAUCAAUCUCCCAAAGCCACAUAGAAUCUCCGAUUUCAUUCGAAAGACGCCAAAGCUCUUUGAACUCUACAAGGAUCACAAGGGGGUGCUGUGGUGCGGCUUGACGGAGAGAGCUGAGGAAUUGUUGGAGGAAGAACAGAGGGUUCUUGAGCAGCAUUCCGAUAAGGCUGCGGAACAUGUUACGAGGUUGCUGAUGAUGUCGGUGGAUAAGCGUCUCCCGUUAGAGAAGAUUGCUCAUUUCAGAAGGGAUUUUGGGUUGCCUAUGGAUUUUAGGGCUAAUUGGGUGCACCAAUAUCCACAGCAUUUUAGGGUUGUGAAGUCCUUUGAUGGCAUUGAUCAAGUUGAGUGCUUGGAGCUUGUGAAUUGGAAUCCUAAUUGGUCAAUAACGGAAUUAGAGAAGGUUACAGGUGUAACUGAAUCCACUACUACCAAUUUGCAUAUCCCUGGUAUGCUGUCACUUCCAUUCCCUUUGAAAUUCCCUUCAAAUUAUAAAAGGGUGUAUCGUUAUAGUGAAAAGAUUCAAGAUUUUCAAAAGAGGGCUUAUUUGUCUCCUUAUGCUGAUGCAAGAGGUCUCAAGGCUGGUUCUCUUGAAUUUGAUAAGAGGGCCGUUGCUGUUAUGCAUGAGAUUCUUAGUUUCACCAUUGAAAAGAGAUUGGUCACUGAUCACCUCACUCAUUUUCGUUGGGAGAUGGUGAUGCCUCAGAAGCUCAUGAGGAUUCUUCUGAAGCACAUUGGCAUCUUCUAUGUCUCGGAGCGGGGAAAGAGGUUUAGUGUGUUCUUGAAUGAAGCAUAUGAAGGUGCGGAGCUGAUUGAGAAAUGCCCCUUGGUCCUAUGGAGGGAAAAAGUCUUAAAGCUUGUUGGUUAUAGAGGGAGGAAGAAGAAGUUUGAGAUACUCAGUGACAUGUCUGAUGUAGAAGGCGAUAUUGGCUUGAUGCAGAGUGAUUCUGAAGUAGAGGACUUGGACGUGCAGCUUGAGCAGCAUGGUUCCGUGGAUUAUGAGGAUCCUUUACUUGUGGACAAUUCUGAGAUGGAUGUUGAAGAGAUUGCCUGUGAAUAUCGAAAUUUUAAGAAUUCUUGAGGUUGAGAGAAUGUGCAGAUGUAAACAUCACACACUGAUUUUUUUAAGUACGUUUUUUCUAUUUUGAUUGGCUGAUGCUUAAAUGAAGCCCAUCUGAAGAAGGUGCAAGUGAUAGAGAAUAUAGCUGGACAAAUUAAACCUUGUUUCAGAACCCGCUGGAAACAAUUUAUAAUCAUGGCUAGUGAAUGCUGUAGCAUGGGUUAGACAAACACCUUGUGGUCCUACCUGAAAGGCCAAAAGUAAAGUGGUUCGUGGUUGAUUGGUGUGCUUCAAUCAAUGAACAAAUGAUACUUUUUCUGCAAAAGGAGAUUGAACCUGUUUAAGCUGGAGUAUUGAUUAUCACAACGCAUCGAUCCUGUCUUUAUCAACGAUCCCUAAUCCUUAGGCUUAUCUGUUUAAAGCUCUCAACAUUUUGACCUUGGGUAAAAUUUAUCUAGGUAUGCAACAUCCAAUCAUAUAUUGAAGCAAUUUAGAUAAGCGAUUUGAGGGUUAGAGGGUAUCAUUCAGUCAAUCACAUUUGAGGAGAGAAGUUUUUUGAUUACUCGAUGGUAUUUUCAUUUUAAUUUUGGUUCUUCAACUGCUGCCAAAGCUGUUACAAUGCCAAAACUGCAAUUCAGUGGCGGAGCUUGUAAUUUAAACAAAAAGAUGUAACAUUUCUAAUGCAUUCAAGUUUAUUACAUGAAUUUAUAAAUAAGGAUACAUUUGUAAUGUCGUUAUUCAUUAAUAAAAUCUGUUAUCAAAA